GCCGUUUAGCACAUUGAAUUUGAUUGAUUCCGAACUACAAAUGCGUCUCUGUCGCGCAGCCGCAGUCGUGAUUUUUAAUGGGCAGGUCGCGGAUCCCCCAUAUGCGAUUCCGAUUACCCCACAGGCGUCGACGUGAGAAGGUGCACGUUUGGAGAACAUGCCAGAACAAGCAAACAACUUUCCUCCCCUGCCGAAAUUCCUAAAAGUAAAACCAUGUUUUUAUCAAAAUAUCUCGGAGGAAAUUCCCGCCCAACAUCAGCAGCUCGUACGCCGAAUCUUCAUACUUUGGAUGAUUUAUUCCGUGACGCUGUGCUUGAAUCUGAUCGGAUGCAUCGCCUUGUGGGCUGUGGGGGGUUCCGGGACUAACUUUGGCCUGGCGCUGCUCUGGCUCAUCCUCUUCAGUCCUGGCAGUUAUGCUUGCUGGUUCAGACCCAUCUAUAAAGCUUUAAGAGCGGAUAGCUCCUUCAACUUCAUGGCCUUCUUCUUCAUCUUCUUCCUUCAGCUGGUGAUAGCUAUCAUUCAAUGUUUGGGCCUUCUUAACUGGGGUGUUUGUGGAUGGUUUAUCACGAUCACAGUUUUCCACUACAACAUAGCCGCGGGCUCAGUGAUGCUUCUCACCACGCUUCUCUUCACAUUGGUGACCGUCUUAAUGGCCCUGGUGCUCAUCAAGGUGCACAGACUGUAUCGUGGCAGCGGGGGCAGCGUGACGCGCGCUCGAGAAGAAUGGGGUGAUGGCACUUGGAAGAACGCGGCGGCGAGAGGCGGUUUCAACACUGUCGACCAGAAUGCUCAAGGUCCCAGCUUGCCCGAGUACCCCGCAUCAGUGCCCAGUUAUGUGGACAACCGCGGCUGGUAAUAGCCCGGCAACACACCUCUGAGCCAAAACUUUGUAUUUCAAAUCCACCUCAUGAAUUUUAGAUGAAGGACAGUAUUUUCUUUGUAUUUUUGUAAUAAUCUACUGUGAACCCCUAUGAAAAAAAAGAACAUCUAUUUUGUUGUAACUUUUGUGCCUCAUCGACUGAUACUGAGAUUUUCUUUCUGAAAAUAAGCCAUGCAUGUGACGGAUUGUCACUUGGACUCGCUGUACUAAUUCAGCGAACAAUGCUGCAUGACACCUCGGCUGCCAUUUAACUUGUUUUGCCGUCUAUGCAUUGACUUUUAACUUGUCUGCUAAUUCCAAACGUGCUUUACAAAUUUUUUUUGUCCAACUCCUGCAGACUUUUAUUACACAAAGUGUCAUUUGAGCUUUAUUUUUCAGUACAAUAUAUUUUUUUAUAUGUACUACGUGUGUUACACGAGCAUUAUAUUCAAUGUGCAUGCAUUUCAAGAUGAUGCAUGUUUGCCGAAAAAAAAAAACUUUAAACAACAUGGAAAUCAAAUAAACAUUGCUACAUUGAAUGGAAA
Molecule: messenger RNA, 1404 nt
Organism: Syngnathus typhle (broad-nosed pipefish)
Lineage: Eukaryota; Metazoa; Chordata; Actinopteri; Syngnathiformes; Syngnathidae
Gene: scamp4
Product: secretory carrier membrane protein 4
Exons: 7
Coding region: 158-856 (232 amino acids)
Biological process (GO): negative regulation of endopeptidase activity; protein transport
Cellular component (GO): blood microparticle; extracellular region; trans-Golgi network membrane
Molecular function (GO): cysteine-type endopeptidase inhibitor activity
Source: RefSeq, a predicted model, not a curated record